This is a messenger RNA of Cherax quadricarinatus, 1916 nucleotides long. Lineage: Eukaryota; Metazoa; Arthropoda; Malacostraca; Decapoda; Parastacidae. The record is from RefSeq and is a predicted model, not a curated record.
AUGUCGAAUGAAGAAAAUAUCAAGAAUCGAGCGGGAAACACACAUGCCAGCUCAAAGCUACCUUGGAGGCAGAGAAGCACACAUGCCAGCUCAAAGCACCUUGGAGGCGGGAGAAGCAGCACAGUGUUCACUCAAAGGUACCUUGGAGGCAGAGAAGCAGCACAGUGCUCAGCUCAAAGGUACCUUGGAGGCAGAGAAGCAGCACAGUGCUCAGCUCAAAGCUCCCUUUGGAGGCAGAGAAGCAGCACAGUGCUAAAGCUCAAAGUACCUUGGAGGCAGAGAAGCAGCACAGUGCUCAGCUCAAAGCUACCUUGGAGGCAGAGAAGCAGAAACAGUGCUCAGCUCAAAGCUACCUUGGAGGCAGAGAAGCAGCACAGUGCUCAGCCCAAAGCUACCUUGGAGGCAGAGAAGCAGCACAGUGCUCAGCUCAAAGGUACCUUGGAGGCAGAGAAGCAGCACAGUGCUCAGCUCAAAGGUACCUUGGAGGCAGAGAAGCAGCACAGUGCUCAGCUCAAAGCAGAACUUCAACUGCUGAAAGAACAGGAUAGCGAACUGAAUAAUGAUUCGCUGGAUGUUUACGUAACUUUACAGAAAGAGUUGUUGUUUGUUGAGGAUCAGUUAGUUAUCAAGAGCGAGGAGUGCGAGAGUCUGGCCGCUAACCUCACACAUCUUAAAAGUCAGGUUAAGACCACGGAAAAGAAUGCUGCAAAAUAUAAACGCCGUUUUAAAAAGGUUCAUGAAAUGGCCAGCAGUCUCAUCAAAGAGAACGAGCUUCAAGCUGAUCACAUUAAGAGUCUUAAGAAAACAGUUAACUUCCAGCGACGAAAAUACCUGAGUUUACACCAGGAAACCGAGGUUCUCAAUGUUGUAAAUAACAAUCUCCGACCCCACUCUCUGACAACAACUCAAGUUCUGGAAGAAACCACUAAAGUGAACGUACAAGAGCAAGAUAAUCUCGAGGAGGAAGACGCAGCUGAGAUAAAGCUUGAUGAUCUCAGGAGAAAGAAAAAGCAACUGAGGUCAAGCUUGAUGAUCUCAGGAGAAAGAAGAAAGUGAGAAGGUCAAGCUUGAUGAUCUCUGGGAGGAAGAAGGAACCGAGGUCAAGCUUGAUGAUGAUCUCUGGGAGGAAGAAGGAACCGAGGUCAAGCUUGAUGAUGAUCUCUGGGAGGAAGAAGGAACCGAGGUCAAGCUUGAUGAUCUCAGGGAGAAAGAAGAAAGUGAGAAGGUCAAGCUUGAUGAUCUCUGGGAGGAACGAGGAGCAACGACUGAGGAGCAGCAGCUUGAUGUACUUACCGCUUAUAAACGUAAAAUGUUAAUCCACAUGAUCGAACAUGAGAAGAAACGUAAGAAGAUGGAAGAACAUAAGAUGGAAGAACAUAAGAUGGAAGAACAUAAGAUGGAAGAACAUAAGAUGGAAGAACAUAAGAAGACGGAAGAACAUAAGAAGACGGUACAUAUCUUAUGCGUUAUGAUCUUCAUCUCAGCUGUUUUUAGUCUUCUCUGCCGCUCAAGGAAGGUUCCUUGAUGUUGGUUAAGGGCUCUUGAUUUAGGGAAUUGGAUCUGUGCUCCAGUUCCCCGAAUUAAGCCUGAAUGCCUUCCACAUCCCCCCCCCCAGGCGCUGUAUAAUCCUACGGGUUUAGCGCUACCCCUUGAUUAUAAUAAUAAUAAUACUCUUCUCUGUAUUGUGACUAGUUUCUUCCCUUACAAGCAACGUAACUGGCCCCUGAGAACCCGAACUGGCCCCUGAGAACCCGAACUGGCCCCUGGGAACCUACCUGGCCUCUGGGAAAUAUAGGGGUCCCAUGGGAUAUUAUAGGGGUCAGUGGGUACCCCUGGGAAGUAUUAUUAGGGGUCAGUGUUACCCCUGGGUAGCAUCAGGGGUCCCUCACUAUUUAAUGUAUAUUUUUAUUUUUUAA